Molecule: messenger RNA, 3717 nt
Organism: Mizuhopecten yessoensis (Yesso scallop)
Lineage: Eukaryota; Metazoa; Mollusca; Bivalvia; Pectinida; Pectinidae
Exons: 2
Coding region: 133-2103 (656 amino acids)
Molecular function (GO): nucleic acid binding
Source: RefSeq, a predicted model, not a curated record
GAUGGCAGCGCCCGCAAAUAGAAAGUUGCAACACAGAGAAGAAGAUGCUAUGUUUUAUGUAGCUUACUGAUUGUCAUAUUCUGAAAGUGCGUUAGCUGGUGUUUGUCAUCGCCAAUUAAGAUAUCAGUCAUCAUGUCCACUAGUCCAGGAUUUAACAUUAACCGGUUGAGAAGUCCAUAUGAAAAUGACUUUGAGUGGAAAAUGCGUGAAGAAUUUCUACAGGCCCAUCGUGGCUCUUAUCCAGUUCAUCGUCUGCUGUGUUUAUCAAACUGCUACAUCAACUCCAGACUAUAUGGAUGUCGCUACCCUCCCGCCACCAUGAAGGAACUGGAGAUCCUAUCCUGUGAUCUCACUACCACAGUCGACAAAAUCAUGGGAGUCCAGAAAGUGAAGUUUGUUAAAGCAAAAGAGAACACUAAGGUAGAGUUUGUUAAGGCAAAAGAGGUUACCAUGAUCAAAUUUGUAAAGGCAUCUGAGGAUACGGUGGUGAAGCAGGAAACAACAUCUGGCCAAAAUCCUAUCCCGUCAACUGAUAGCGAAGCAACCAGAAAUGGCGCUAACGACAGCACUAAAACAAGUUCUCCAAGUGCAACUCCAUCAAGUUUUACUAAUGCAGCUAAACCCAAUAUUCCAAGUAUGACUAAACCCUGUAUUCCGAGUACAGUUAAACCCAGUGCACCAAGUAUUUCAUCUGUAAAAAGUAGCUUUGCCUCCCAGUGUGUACCCAAACCGGUAGUGCAUCCCCCUCCAAAACUGAAACAGAACACACAGACAAUGGCUAUGUCUCAAACACAGAAUAAUCCAAAUUCAAAUGAGAUCAAUAAUUUGAAUUCAGAUGGAAUGUCGCCGAUUGACCAAACAUUCUUUGAAUUAGCACAGGCCUUGGAAGGACUCUUGAAAAAGGAUAUCAAUUAUGUACCAGGAGAUUUUCUUCCCAUAGCUGCAAUGAAGACUAAAAUGGUAUUCUCAUAUAAGUACAAAGAGGUGCCUGCACCAAAGGGACUCCACAAAUUUCAGUGCUGUACCAUGUAUGAUUCAAUAGAAAUUGCAGAAGGAGAAGGAGGCAACAAGAAGAAAGCCAGGCACAAAAGUAUGGAACAGGCUGGCUGUAAACUUUGUAAGACAUUUCUUAAAGUGGUGCGACUUAACCCAGAGACACAAGUUUUAAAAGGCUCAGAUGAGUACUUUCCCUCAGCUUGGAGUUUACACGAACAACAACCAGACAACAGUUCCGCCGAUGUACACAAGGAGUCUAAUGCAAUGAGUCUGGCAGCUUCUAAGAAACGCAAAUUCUCAGAAACAUCCAGCGAUCUGUCUAGGUUCUUGCUCAUUGAACCUACGGAACAAAGAACAAGUGACAAUGCUAAAGCUGUCCUCCAGCGUAGUGCAGACUUUAAUAAGGCUCUUUUGGAGUACGAGUUUCAUGAUGAGGGGACAGGUGUGCGAUGUCGAGUGAUACUGGAAGGACAUAUUUUGGUGGAGUAUUUUGGCACAGGACGCUUAACAGCAAAAUCUACAGCAGCAGAGAAGGCAUUGGAAGGGCUCAGGAAAAUGUGCUGGACAAUCAAAGUAAAACAGUCAGUAGAUUCUGAUGAGGCAGGUCUGAGCCGGGAUGAAAUCUUUGGCGAAAUUCAGGCACAGGUUAAAGCAAUACCAGAAGACAACAAAGGGAGGCAACUGCUAAUGAAGAUGGGCUGGACAGGAGGUGGUGUGGGAUCAGAGGGAAACAAGGGACGCGAAUUCCCAGUUGCCGAAGAAUUGGAAACAAAUAAGGUGAUCGGUCGUGCAGGACUAGGAUCCAGCACCUCCUCGGAAAAAGAAUUCAGAGCUAAGGUGGUAGAAACCUUGGAGAGUUAUGCAAAAUCGGGAAAACAGGAGGACUUGAUGUUCACAGCAGAAUUUACAAAAGAGGAACGAGCAUACAUUCACCAACAAUCUCAAAAGAUUGGACUAAAAACUCAAAGUCGGGGUUCAGGUGAGUCUCGCUAUCUGACAGUCAGUCGGAGACGAUCAGCGUUCCAAUUGUUUAAUCAUUUAGUGGAAGAAGGCGGCUCCACAGCCAAGUACGAACUGGUGGCUCCAGGACAGAGUUCCCAAACUUAGCCCUCCAUUAUCUCAUGUGUAGAACAGCACAACUACACAUGUAGACCCUUUACUUGUGAUUUAACACUUGAUACAUGUAGUUGUGGAAGUUGUGUAUGCAUGUGCAUAUAAAUGUUUUCAAGUUGUAUCUGAUGUUAUGGAAGAGAAGAAAAAGCUACUGUUUCUACAAGAGAUGUUUUUGGGAGUUCUUCAUCUACAUGUAUAUCUCAGUUUCUUUCAUGUUUUGGUACGCUAACAUAAGUGUAUAGGCAAAUUUUUAAUGGUAAUGUCUGAGUCAUGGUUUCAUGUUAAUAUAUCUUUAUUUGAUGAUUAAUUUGUUGAAGAUGAUGGAGAGAAACAUUGUACCGUAAUAAUUUUGUUGUUGCUUAGACCUUUCUUGGUAGUUUUUUAAUUUUUCUUUUACCAUGGAUGACAUGUAAAUUGUGGAAGAAGGGGAAUAACUCUGAUCUUAUUUUCUAUUCAUUGGGAAUUCUUGUGAAAAAAAGAGUGAUACAUGGAUUUGGUUGCAUAACUUUCAUUUAAUGUAUGAAAAAGAGGUUUGAAAUAUCUUGAUAAGAUCAAUUUCAUGUACAGUAAAAUCUUGUUAAUUUAUAGAAACUUUGAUUCUUUAAAAGAAUACUGGAUCAACACAUUUUCUUGAAAAGAAAUGUUGCUUAUAUUUUAUUUGAAGCUAGCAUCAACUGUACAAUAUUUGUCGAUAGUAAAACAUACAUUUUAAAAUGUAUGAGGGUACUGAUACUUAAAUCAUUUCUUUAUAAUCACAGUUACUUAUUCAUAUGCUUGUGUGUGUAUACAUGUAUAACACUGCAAUUACUGGAUCAUUUGCAUGUGUAAUGAUCAUCAUUGAUGUCAUUUCACUUUUUAUAUGGUUGGUCCACAUGCCCAGAAAUACUCAGGUUUUAUAGGAAAGUAAAACUAGGCCCUGCAAAAAUUGCUGCCAAAAUGGAAGACCUUUCCAAACAUUUCCUGAAACUAAUUAAAAAUGAACAAAUUCGGUUUGCUUGUUCAACUACAGACAAAAUUGUUUUCACAAAAUUUACUGCUGUUUUCUCUUAUUUUUCAUCUUUGGAAGAAAACCAACCGGACAUUUACUAGGAUUUAUUUCAUGUAUGUUCCAAGUUUCAGUCCAUUAUACUUUUAAUACAAUUCUGUCUUAGUGUGUCUCUUUGUAUAUGUUUUUUUUUGUCAUGGAAAUUUUUACUGGAUAUAUCUUUUUGAAGAGUUUUAAUUUGCCAUGGCCAUGUAACUGUUGUAAAUCAACUAAUUUCUGCUUUGUUUUUUCAAAUUUUGUGCUUAGUUUUCAUUUAUGACAUCUUGAGUUAAGAACUAAUAAUAGUUUCUUCAAUACAAGUCAUCUCUAAAAUUAUAUAAUUCAUGCAUUUGAAAAUACUUAAUUUCUUGUUAGUUCCCUUUUGUUUGUUUGUUUGUUUGUUGUAGGGGGAGGGGGCUUAAUUUGUGAUUUAGGCAGAUAUUACAAACUGAUGUAAAUCAUCAUCGAGGAUAUAUCUGUGUAAAAGUGAUAAAUGUUUUUGAAGCACGUUUUUAUUUUUGAGUUAUGAGAAUGGCAACAAGCUGAGAUGUCCAUGCAUUAUGGUAAUAAACCUAUACAUCUUG